UGCGCUGAUUACGUCAGACGACGGCCAUGUUAAUGCAGUGAACGAUCUGACUGCAUAGUGAGACAUUAGCCACUUGAGCCAUUCUGCACAACAGGUCUCGCGAACAUUCUACCCAACUUGUGAUAAAGACUCUUGCAUUAUGGCAGAUUUAUCAGAUCCAAACCCAAUGGAUAGUCAGCCAGAAAGCAACAAUUUUACAAACGAUGAUUUCGAGCGAGUGGACAAAUACGAUGCAGCUGGUGCCGAAAUGGAUGACUAUCUUGCCCAAGACGAGGAAGUGACAUCAACCUCCAUUCCUGGUGAGGAACAGGCAGAAGAGGACCGAUAUGCUGCUGGUGCGUCGGAGGCUGAACAACUCAUGUCAGAUCAAUUGAUCUCGUUCGGAGACGAGCCUUCCCAACAGCCCACAGAAUCUGCCCCAGAACCUGACUUCGCCCCAGUUCUUAUCCCAUCAAUUUCCGACCCCUCGUCUGCAUCCCCACCCUCAUCAUCUACACUAGAGCCAACCCCGCCCCCUACCCCAGAGCCAUCGGACUAUGUUAAAACAGAGCCUCCUAAAACUAUUGUGGAGUCUAGCGAGGAGCCUAAAUCUGAAGGGGAACAGCCAUCUGCACAAGCAUGGAUGAAGAAUGUGGACCCUAGAGAGAGUUCUACUGAGCCUGACUUAUCUUCCUUUUUGGAGCUGAUAUACUGGCGUGAUGUUCGGAAGACAGGUGUGGUGUUUGGGAGCAUGAUGUUCGUGCUGCUCUCCCUGGCGUUCUUCUCAGUGCUCAGCGUGGUGGCAUACCUGUCCCUUGCGAUGCUCACCGUCACCCUCAGCUUUAGAGUCUACAAGAAUGUCAUGGCCGCCGUUCAGAAGACUGGCGAGGGACACCCAUUCAAGCAACAUCUGGAAAUGGACCUUGACCUUAAACAGGACAAAGUUCAGCCAGUUGUGGAGACCAUUCUGAAGCACCUUAAUUGCACAGCAAAGGAAGUUCGCAGGCUCUUCCUCAUCGAGGAUCUUGUGGACUCCAUCAAGUUUGGCCUGCUUCUUUGGGUCCUCACAUAUGUCGGUUCGUGGUUCAAUGGAAUGACACUUAUUAUCCUUGCUGUUGUUGCAAUUUUCACAUUACCCAAGGUGUACGAGACGUACAAGGUUCAGAUCGACAACUACGUCAACAUGGCACAAAGUCAGCUCAACAACAUUAUUGCACAGGUCCAGGCUAAAGUUCCCUUCCUGAAGAAAAAGGAAAAGGCACAGUGAAGGAAAAAAACCACCUGAUUGAGCAGCAGGUACAGAAUAGUCACUGAUAUCUUGGUGAAGCUUCAUACGUAUGACAUGUCUGUCCAUCUGUGUGUUCGUUGGUUGUCCGUCAACAUUGUUGGCGGAAGCGGGUUGGUGUCAAGUGCUGCCUUAUUUGCAUUAUUUCAAAAAAAAAAAAAGAGUUUUUUUGUGGACUUUUGUAUGCAAGCAAGAUAUGAAGAAUGUGGCUACUUCGUGCAUUGUAAACAUAGUUGCUAUGGAGCACAGUGGAGGCCAAUCUCUCUGUGACUUUUGUCCAACCAUUUCGCUGUAGUCCGGAGUUUCUUACAUUUGUUUCUUAGACGCCUGUGUAUGCAACAGCUGUUCAUCCGAGUAUGCAGAUCUCAGUUGAUUUAUUUCAUGAAAGUUACCAUGUUCUCCCAUUGCAUUGCACUUGGUCUCGUCAUGGCGAUGUGCUGGUGAACAUUUGAAUGUGAACAACAAAACACAGAGAAGAUAAUUAUCCCCGUUUGUAUUGUACUUGUAAACAAUUGCAAUAUUUAUAUCACUUGUAAAUGAUGCUUGUGUAGUGUAGUGUGUUGAGUGUCAGGGUGAACAAUGAAGGUAUUGUCAUCACCGUAGUCACAGGCUGUUACUAUGGAGACGUAGUACAUAUGUACAUCCCUGUCAUCCAUGUUCCGUGAUUCAACAGAUAGAUGUAGUGUUGUACAGUCAGAUUUUGAACCAAUAGUUUCUCGACUUUGUUUUCAUUGUAGAUGGCAUACAUUAUUUUCUAAGAAUUAUCUCAUACAUUCACGUGUAAUAUGAAGGUGUAGUGUUUCAGUUUGGAAUUCUUGCUCAAAAUUUAGUGUGGUAUGUCUGAUAUGUUGCAUGUAGAGCUGACAUAUUUAUAUUCAAGUCAAUAAAUAACCCAGCACGCUAUCUGUGGGUUGAUUUCACCUAUAAUUAAAGACAUUUCUCUAAACUUUUUUCUUAAUCACUGGAUUGUCAAUGCAUUUGAACUUGACUGUGAAUAAAAUUUCUGUAAAAGCUUC
Molecule: messenger RNA, 2280 nt
Organism: Haliotis rubra (blacklip abalone)
Lineage: Eukaryota; Metazoa; Mollusca; Gastropoda; Lepetellida; Haliotidae
Product: reticulon-1-A-like
Exons: 9
Coding region: 140-1246 (368 amino acids)
Source: RefSeq, a predicted model, not a curated record